Messenger RNA from Pseudozyma hubeiensis SY62, 1827 nucleotides. Its product is annotated as multidrug transporter. The record is from RefSeq and is a predicted model, not a curated record. Bases 1 to 1827 code for a protein of 608 amino acids. Gene Ontology annotation, biological process: transmembrane transport; basic amino acid transport. Gene Ontology annotation, cellular component: fungal-type vacuole membrane. Gene Ontology annotation, molecular function: basic amino acid transmembrane transporter activity. NCBI's taxonomy places the organism in Eukaryota, Fungi, Basidiomycota, Ustilaginomycetes, Ustilaginales, Ustilaginaceae. The transcript has a single exon.
AUGCCAGACGGUGCGUCCGAGACGACGCCUCUCAAAGGAUCACACCCUCGCAGCGGCGAUGUCCAUGCCAAACCGAAAGGAUUGACGCCAGAUACAUCGUAUGGCGCCUUAUCUUACCAGACAAAUCAGGAUGGAACCAGCACAUCGACGACGACGCCCGAAAUCAAUGAUGACAGCACCGGCAAUGACACUGACGCUGCAUCCCAACGUCCGACCGGCUUCAAGUUUGCCGUCAUCAUCGCCAGUCUAUGGGUGGUGCUGUUCAUGGCUGCGCUCGACGGCACCAUCGUAGUGACGCUGAUCGCUUCCAUCUCCUCCUCCUUCAAAGCUUCGGAAAAGUCGGGCUGGCUGAGCACCUCCUACCUGCUGAGCGUCUGCGCAUUCUCGUCCAUCUACGGCCGACUGUCCGACAUCAUCGGACGCAAGGGAGCGCUGCUGGUUGCGCUCAGCUUCUUCACGACGGGCACGUGCCUGUGCGCUGCAGCCAAGAGCAUGAAUGCGCUGCUAGUCGCCCGCUUCGUCGCCGGUAUCGGGGGAGGCGGUCUGCUUACCACAUCGUCGAUCUGCAUGACCGAUCUGGUGCCUCUGCGCCAGCGUGGAUUGUGGCAAGGCAUCACCAACAUUCUGUUUGGCUCGGCUUCGGCGUUGGGAGGUCCACUGGGUGGCUUCAUCAACGACGCGUUCGGCUGGCGAACCGCUUUCGGGUUUCAAGUACCUUUCCUGCUCGUGGGGGCCGUCUGCAUCGCCACCUUUGUCAACAUCCCGUUGCCGGCUUCGGAUCAGAGUUGGCAGAAGAAGCUCGGACGCAUUGACUAUCUUGGAUCGCUCGGACUCAUCUCGUCUUCAAGCUGCUUGCUGCUGGCUAUGAGCUUCCUCUCCGGCUCUCUGCUUCCGUUCUCGCACCCUUUGGUAUGGGGUUUCCUAUUGGGAUUCGUCGUCACAGCGGUGCUGUUUGUGCUGGUGGAAGGGUGGGUCGUCGGCGAGCCGGUGAUGCCGCUGACGCUGCUCACGCGCAAGUCGCCAGCACUGAUCGGCGCAUCGUAUUUCCUCGGCAGCUUUGCCCAUUUCGCCACCAUCUUUCACUUCCCGCUCUGGUUCCAGUCGGUUCGAUUGCAGAGCGCAUCGCAGGCUGGACUCCACCUCAUCCCCAUCUCGUUCUCGGCUGCGGCGGGUAGUUUGUGGGCGGGGCUCUACAUGAAGCGCACGGGCAAGUACUGGCGCGCCAACGUCGUCUGCUGUGUCCUCAACAUUGUCGCUACCGGCUACGGUGCGUUAUGGAACGAGUCGACGUCGGCGUGGUCGGAAUAUCUCACAUUCUGCCCUCAGGCCUUUGGCACCAGCGCCAUCUUUACCUUUCUGCUCAUCGGACUCAUCGCUUCCGUCUCCAAGGACAAGGCGGCAGUGGCGACGGGCACCGUAUACCUCUUCCGAAGCUUGGGUCAGGUGGUGGGUGUUUCUCUCUCGACGGCCCUGUUCCAGAUGUUGCUCCAGUCGCAGUUGUUCCGCAACAUCACGCCGGAUCUUUUGCCGCAUCCAGAGCAGGGGGCUGCUGGUGUCGAGCAGCUCAUCUCGGCGUUGAGGCACGAUGCCUCGCUAGUGUUGACAUUGAAUCCCGAGCCGUUGAGGCACGCGGCUCAGGUGUCGUACAUGAACGCCAUCAAGCGCGUGUUUAUGUUGGUGACGGUGCUCAACGUGCUGUAUCUCGCGGUCUGCUGGCCGGUGGAAGAGUACGAGUUGUCGGAUAAGCCGGCUACGGCGCCGACUCGAGACGACGAUGAGCGUGCCUCGGAGGAGCGAUCGCGGUCAGGAGAUGGUUCUCAUGCAUAG